AUGGCCUCCACGUGGCACGCUCCGGCAUCCCCGCCCUCCACGCCCCGCUGCCCACGGUCACGGGAACUGCCAGCGCUGACCGUCCGAUCCUGCCCUUCGCCGCCAGAGGACGGCCCAGAUCCUGCCCGGCCCGGCGCGGGCAGCCCACGCGCUGCUAUUAAAGGCACCCCGUUCCGCUCCUCACCUCACCUCCUCGCCCCCAACGCAUUGCCGAACGUGUCGCGCUCGCGCCCGCCCGAGCCCGAUAAGCCCGCGAAGCCCAGGCCCAGCCAGACCCACCCGCGAAGCGAUGCGACGGAGGAGAUCGUGAGAUCGCGGGCCGCCGCCACCCCGCUGUCGCCGGCGAUGACCUCCGCCGUCCUCGCCGGCCGGAAUGAGGUCCACCACGCGCACCCGCACCACCGCCACUGGGGCGGCGCCCGCGUCCCCCUCAUGCCCAAUCCGUCCUCCAACCCUAACCCUAGGCGCCACCACCCCGCGGGGGGCCCAAACCCUAUCCCCAGCGGCUCGCCGCCAGCUCGCCGCAGGCCGUCCCGGCGGUCGCCGCGGCCGAGCCCUUGCCGUCGUCUUCGGGGCACGUGA
This is a messenger RNA of Miscanthus lutarioriparius, 582 nucleotides long. The record is from the annotation of a GenBank genome assembly. Lineage: Eukaryota; Viridiplantae; Streptophyta; Magnoliopsida; Poales; Poaceae.